This is a messenger RNA of Phymastichus coffea, 1024 nucleotides long. RefSeq names its product small ribosomal subunit protein mS26 (gene mRpS26). The transcript is spliced from 3 exons. The coding region runs from base 273 to 947 and encodes 224 amino acids. NCBI's taxonomy places the organism in Eukaryota, Metazoa, Arthropoda, Insecta, Hymenoptera, Eulophidae. Gene Ontology annotation, cellular component: mitochondrial small ribosomal subunit. The record is from RefSeq and is a predicted model, not a curated record.
UGAUUAUGACUACUCGACUAGCUCCCAUUGCGUCGCAUGGCUCGUCUGCUACUCCGUUGUCGAAUGAAAAUUUCAAUUUCAACGCCAUAGCUGAACUAACUUUCCCUUACAGUAUCAUAACCUCAAAAUAAGCGAUUUACACGUUAGUUAUUGACAUUUCUAAAUUUGGCUAAUAUAAUCGAUGAAAUAAAUGAUAGUUUAAAAAUAAUAUCAUGAAUUCCUAACAUAAUUCGUUGUUAUUUAUUUAAUAAUUUAUCCCUUCAUACACUAAAAUGCAAGCUGUAAAAUUAAUUGGCAACAGUCCACUAUUGGUAAAUUAUGGUUACUCAUGCAGUUUUUUCAACAUCAACUCUGUAUUUGCACAAAGUCUACGAUGGAGAAAGCCAUUUUGGUUGCCCACAGCUAAAAGCAAAGUAUUCAGAGUACCAAAAAGACCUCAAAUACCUGAAGAUGAGCUAAAGGAAAUACGGAGGAUUUACAACAAUUAUAGAACAUGUAUGAAGUCAAUUAGAAAUUAUUUUGCAGAGAGAGUUGCAUCUAAAGAAGUUGCUCAAGAUCCUGUACUCAUUGAAAAAGUUGAAGCAGAAGACUUUGCUAAAUGCUCAGAAAUCAAUGCUGCCUGGAAUCAGGAGAUUGCACUAAUGCGAGAAGAACGUUUAAGAAAAGAAAAAGAAAUAAGGGACCUUCAAAUCCUUCAAGCUAUUGAAAAUAAGAAAUUACGUGAUGCUGAGAUUAUACAAAGUGUAGAAAAAAAAGUACGUCAGGCAAAAAUCGAAGUAAAAACUUUCGUUACUCAAGACAAUAUUGAUCAAGCCAUUGAAGAAGCUUUGGAUAAUGUCACUGAUUAUUCUAAAGCUCUUGAUAUUGAUGGCACAUGGUACACUGAGAAGUCUGGUCUACCACCAUCAUUAAUUCCAAAAAUUGAACAAGUGCAGAUUAAUCACUGAGAAGCUUGGUGGAUUUUUGUAAAUAGCUUUUAAUCACUGUUAGAUUUUGAUGGUUGUAAAUUAAAUAAAAUUAUGUU